Messenger RNA from Tribolium madens (black flour beetle), 816 nucleotides. RefSeq lists its product as uncharacterized. NCBI's taxonomy places the organism in Eukaryota, Metazoa, Arthropoda, Insecta, Coleoptera, Tenebrionidae. The transcript is spliced from 4 exons. The record is from RefSeq and is a predicted model, not a curated record. The coding region runs from base 59 to 808 and encodes 249 amino acids.
UGAAAAUACAGCAUAAAUAUUUCACCGAACUGCUUCAUAAUCAGUAUUUAUCACCAAGAUGAAGCUUUCAUACACCACACUAAUAUUUCAUUUCAUGAUUACCACAUUUUGUGCAAAACUACCUUCGAGUUUCAAAAAAUGUGAUUAUAAAAGUCCGGAUUUGGACCAGUGUUUGGUUGAAGCGAUCCAAACGGCUCUUGUCCAGCUUGACCAUCCAAUGGUUGGGCUACCAUCACUGGACCCAUUACUGGUUGAACGGUUUUCAAUAGGGGCAGGGUCGGGGCCUGUGGGGGUCCAGGAGAAUUUUCAAAAUGCCAAACUUUACGGUUUUACGACGGGAAUUGUGGAAAAUGCAGCUUUGAGUUUAAGCCCAAAUCGGAGUCAUUUGAAUUUCACGAUUACCAUGCCGGAGUUUAAAAUUUUGGCCCAGUAUCAGCUCGAGGGCCAAUUGCUACUUAUUCCGGUCCAUGGUAAAGGCGAUGCCACCCUUUUGUUAAAAAAUGUGACAGGUGUGGUUUUUCUUUCGCUGGAAAAGUACCCAAAAAAAGGGUUUACGCAUUUGAAAAUAGUGGAUGGGAAAGUGACUCUCCCCAAAACUGAUCUACUUUACAUGAAUUUCCAAAAUCGGGAAAAUAGAACUUCUGAAUUUUCCGAUAUGAUGAAUAAAGUCCUUAAUGACAACUGGAGGGCAAUUUUCGAUGAUGUGAGAAGUGGUUAUGAGAGUUUUUUCACUGAAAUUAUUGUAAAUCUAGCCGGGAAAUUUUUCGACAAAGUGCCACUAACUGAAAUGCUUGAUAACGUUGAAUAAAUUUUUUU